CUUUCAGUGCCAAGGGGGUCGGAAAAAUUCAAAUUUUUCUGAGUUGAGCUGAACUCAAAUUUUUCAUAGCUCAGCUGUAUAUCCACGGAUCUUUACAAACGAUGGCUCUCUGGAAAGAUAUCAUGGCCAGGCAGACAGCUGUGAAGAGAUAUACGCAGCGAAAAUAGUCUUCCUCGCGAGGGCGCCUGAGCGAAGUCCGUUUUCUGCAUUUUCGUAGCAUCUGCACUUUCUCACGCGCGCGAUCGAUCGCAGUGCAGUCAACUUUCAACGCACGGAAUUCGGACAAAGUUGGCCUGAAAGCCGCUGAAAAUCUCGAUGUUUUGAUACCCAAUACGCAUGGGUUGCCGCGAAAGAAAUAGAGAAACCCGCGAUGCGCAUACGUCAUGUUUUCUACGGGCGACAAUUGUUUGUCCGAGCGCGCGCGCUUCAAGCUUCACCCUGGCGAUAUCUAUCCUCACGGACACAAAACGAUGUGAUGAGUCGAUAGCCAAGGUCUUCCUGAACACGUAGAGUGGUCGUUUGUAACUCUCCUGUGUGUAGAAGUGGAGAUACGAAUUUAUUUGUACACACAUACUCAUUUUGGGCGACUAAAGUCGCCCGUGGCACUGAGAGGGUUAAGGAUUCCCCGGCCCCACAGCUCAGGCUUGUGGCUCUCCAGAAUGAACUCUUUCUUCCUGUAGAUCUCCAGUUUCAGUAGUUUCAACCGCCAAGCACGUUUGGUUUUGAGUCACUGUCACUGUGUCAAGGUUUUGAAGAAUCUCCUAUAACUAUUACUUAUAAGCCCUAAUCGAAAGUUUGUCUCAGCUGGAUGAUCUAGGAAUGCAUCGAGGUCGUCCGAAACAACACCCGAGUGGGGACUACGGUUCCGCUCUAUGUCUUCAAGCGUUGACUAUUCUCAUCUUGGCGGCCGCGUGUGCAAAGAGCUCAUUCGUCAAUCUUCCUGGUGUUGUACCGAUCGCAGACAGAUGUUGGCCCUAUGCUUCGGACAGUGAGCGCGAACAGUUGUUCACCAGACAAAUCGUCAAUCAGAAGACGUUCUUUCGUACGACAGAAUCGUUCUGGUGUGCCAGCACCAAUGGCUUGACUGGUACUGUGCUCAGUUUGGAGAGUCUGAGUGAUUACAAUCUCGUUGAUCAGCCAAGUAAUGCUCAGCUGGUGCGCGUUCGUUGGAAUAAUGGUAUUGUGGCCGUUCACCGAAUGGGAAUCGGCUCCAAGUAUGACCUAGACACUCCUAGUUUUAGCUCGGAUGUGCUGGCCACAUUCACAACUGCGGAGCUGCAAGCGGCCCUCCGGCCGUCAACGGUUGUUAUGCCAACAAAAUACAAAUCUCCGUUGACGGACUGGCUGGAGAUCUGCAAUUCUGGGCUGACUGCUCGCUCUCUCCCAACGGGAACCUUUCACUCGUACAAUUCCACACGUGGCAUAGUCGUUGUCGAAUGGACAUCACUUUCACCCAGGAAUACUUCACUAGGGUUCCAUCGCUAUGGAAAUGGAGACUUUGAUCUGUGCUUCAGCGGUUGCACCAACUUUGGCCAGUAUGCAUUGACUGACAUUCGCACCCUAUUCCGGUCUUGCUCAAUCCUAGCACCCAGCCCGGACCUACUGAAGUCUGUUCCGAAUAGUGAUAUGACUAUUGGGAACCGGUCCGUUGUCGUUGGGCCUCACUUUGUCGGCAUACGUGUCCUCAACUCCACGAGCCAGUCCGACUUCAGCUACGUUCGUGCCAACACCACGUUCGCGCAUAUCGCAUUCAUCGACGUCCCGUCGACUGGUAUCUGCAUCUAUGACAAUGCGGCAUGUCCCACGUGGACAGACAUGCGCCUUGCUGACUUACUGGCACUCGUGCCAAAUGGUUCAGUGAUCUCCAGCCCCGUGGCGGGCAAGUGGAGAGGCACGGUGAUCUGGCCUCCCGGCGGAGUUAUAACUCAAGACCCAAGCGGCCUGAGCGAUGCAUAUCUAGCGGGCGUUAUGGGUGACCAGAUGAGAUUUGACUACUGCUUAUUAAAUUCUACACAGACCAUGUGCCCAAAGAGACCAGCGCAAGGGAAUACGGGACCAGGUUCCGCCGCCGCACCGCCUACACCAGCUCCUCCUCAAUGCACACUGGAUCUUGUCAGGCUCUUCUACUUAGUGCUCGUGCCUAUAUCGGCAGUGUGCAUCAUUUAUUUAUCACUCCGCAAGCCAGGAAAGCCAUUCCGCUUGCAGCUGAAGCUUUCAUCUGUGGUGCCGGCCAACUUGCUGGAUUUCCACUCCGACCGUUUGUUGAUUGCCGUGGCUUAUGUUGCCACGGUGCAGAUUGUGUUCCUGAUGUUCACUGGUCACUUGCAUCUUCACAUCACCACUGCUAACUCUGUUAUCCAAGAAAAAUGGCUUAGUGUUGUUGUGACAGUACUGUUGACGAUGGUCAUUGGCUUCAGCUUCUAUAGUGUGUUUGCUGGAAUGACUACUCAACAUCAGCCGGAGGGUGCCAUCAUGGGCUUGGUUGUCUCCGUCUUAUUCAUCGUCUUCUACAUUUUACGGAUCUCCUCCUGCGUUGUAUCCUCACGGACAAUCCUGAUUUUACAAGCAGCCCCUGCAUUACUUUGCCUUGUCAUACUGGCUGUGUACUUCAUCAUCCGCCUCGUCCAAUAUAUUCUGGCACUGGCCAAUAAGGAAGACAUGGCCAAUCUGCUAGCCCGUUACAACUUUGGCGGAAGCGUCAGACAUGAGCUACCAUAUCUCAGAGGCCUGCUGAAGCGGCAAUUUGCGGAGAAGAAGUUACGUGAGCAGGAGCGGGAAAUGGCCAAGGAGAAAGGAUCCCUGAAGCAGUCGGCAUUCCAGGGCGUGUGGGAAAAAGUUGUUUUCGCGGUGAAGGACAACUUCCCCACCCUUGCCGUAGGAGACACAUUCAGCUACUCUCCACUUUUCCUCAGCGCUAUAAUGCUGGGUCUUGUGUGUGUUUACAUGAUGCUUGUUGUUGUGGUGCCUCCCAUCUAUGAGUUCAUUAAACUUGCUGAUGCCCUGAGGCUUGUCGCAUCAAAUCAGCUCUCUAACGAUAUCGUAAUCUUGGUUCCAGCUGCUGUGCUGUUAUCGGCAGUCUUUGCUACUGUUCUCAUCAUCCUGCACUCAUUGCACAUGGUGAGGUGCUAUAAACGUCAUAUGCUUCAGUUAUACCGCGGUGAUAACGCAUUUAUUUCACGUGCUUGCAGUUCGACUGGAGAUCAACUGAAAGCGUAUGGUCGCUUCCUUGGUCUCCAGGCAGGUUAUAUCAUAUGGGGCUUCUACAUCAAGCUCUUUAUAUUUUUGUUUGUGCUGCUCAUCAUCACUGCGAUCAUUCUCCUGCUCAAGCACUUCGCUUUUGCACGUGAAUUCUUCUACUCGUAUAUCUUGACGGCCAUUGGGGUUUCUGUCGUGACGAGCGCCGUUACCGAUGUGUUGGUGGCAAUAACAAAGGACAGGACUUCACCGGGCAAAAUUGCAGUAAUCAAAUAUAAGGCCAUGUACCACAACGUUGUAUACUUCUUUGUUUUCUACCACGUGGUGAAAGGUGUAAUAAGUGUUCUGCUACGAUUGAUUUCCGUGGCCGCUUUCAACACAGUCAUGCUUGUGAAACUAAACCGACCUCUCAUGCCUCGUGGAUGGGAACAAUAUGAUUCUGGUUAUGCUUCCUAUUGUGGAUUCCUGCUAAUAGAGUUAGCGCACACACACCCGUGCAUGCUGGCAUUCAUAGCUUUGCUCCAGGAAGAAGUGGAUCGUCCCAUUUCGACGAAAACAACAAAAGCUGCCAAACGUUGGCAUAUGGCUUACACCCUGGUUCGGAACCCGGAGCUCGUCGCUCUGCGAAACAAUAGCCUGAAGCGGAGUGCAGAACAGGAUUUAAAACAACGGAAGAAUGUGAUGAAUACGCUUUCUUUGACCAUAUCGAGUGAAUGCCUUUUUCGAGAGGAUGCUUCGCCGAGUCCGAGUUCUGAAUUGGGUGAUGUGCCGCUCCGAUCGCUUGGCCUGCAAACUUCAUCUCCUUUGGCACAACAUGUCGAGGAAGUGUAGUGUGUACAUUCUGUGUGAGAAGUGCCUAUCGCCCCUUGCUUGAUGCAUGGCACAUAACCUAUUUGCACUACCUAGACUCGGAGUUGCCGGUUAUGAGUGAAGAGGAGUCCGAGGCAGAGUGUUUUUUAUAUAUAUUUUUUAUUUUAUUUUAGAAUUGUUAACGGUCCAGUAAUGCUACAGUCUCUCUUCUCUUCUCCAUACGCUCUCAGCCGACAUGUUGCUACCCUCGGUAGCCAUUACACACACCCAAAAUUCAAAGCAACGAAGUGGUUACGGGUACUUCAGGUCUUGCUACUGAUAACAUUGCUUCUGACAGCUGUUUCGCCUACGACUAAAGGCUCGUCAGAGAAGGUUAUCCUGAAUAGGAUAUUGUAAUUGACAUGGCAAAUAUUUAUGCGGUAUAUUGCGGUAUAUCGGUUUUCCAUUUUUUUUAGUUCACUCAACUCGUGGACCCCACCAUGACCAAUUGGCACACAAAAAGUGCGAGAGAGGAGUCUUGAGUCGUGUCU
Messenger RNA from Sycon ciliatum, 4535 nucleotides. RefSeq lists its product as uncharacterized. Gene Ontology annotation, cellular component: plasma membrane. Gene Ontology annotation, molecular function: retinol transmembrane transporter activity; signaling receptor activity. Gene Ontology annotation, biological process: vitamin A import into cell. Bases 820 to 4026 code for a protein of 1068 amino acids. The transcript is spliced from 25 exons. The record is from RefSeq and is a predicted model, not a curated record. NCBI's taxonomy places the organism in Eukaryota, Metazoa, Porifera, Calcarea, Leucosolenida, Sycettidae.